This is a messenger RNA of Didymodactylos carnosus, 1023 nucleotides long. NCBI's taxonomy places the organism in Eukaryota, Metazoa, Rotifera, Eurotatoria, Philodinida, Philodinidae. The record is from the annotation of a GenBank genome assembly.
AUGAUAGUUGAGACAUGGCUUGAUAAUUCUAUAAAUACAGAUGAUUUAUUAUUUCCGAAUUAUCAAACAUCUAGACGAGAUAGAGAAAUAGGUCCAAAUGGUUAUGGUGGAAUUCUAGUGUACGUUCGUAAAGUUGCUCAAAGAUACAUGCAAUUAGAGAAACAAAACUUUGAGACAAUGUUUUUUAAAAUAAAAUAUUCAAAAUAUAGAACAGUGUUCUUAGCUAUUUGUUAUCGGCCCAAGUGGGUUAAUGUCGACUCAUUUACUAAUCAUCUCGAGGAUGUUAUUGAUGAAGUUAGAACUGGUGCUGGUUAUCAUUUUAGUGAUUUAAUCUUCAUAGGAGACUUUAGCGGUCAUUGUAAGUCAUGGUACCCCAACUCAACCAAAGAAACUACUUCAGCAGGCUCGCACAUAUAUCAAUUUGCUAAUAAAUCAGCACUACUUCAACUAGUUGAUAAAGCGACGCGACCUAAAUCAGAUACAUGUUUAGAUCUUAUUUUUGUCGACAAUUUAACAUGUAUACAAUCAAUAGAGCUACUCCCCCAAUUAUGUAGUACAUGUGAUCAUUUAAUCGUUAAGGCCAGAAUAAACUGUUCUUCGGAACCUGUUCUAGAAACUCCGCGAGUCAUGUAUAAUUAUAAGGAUAGUUAUAAGCUAUGUGAUAAAAAUAAAGCGUUUUAUCGAUAUCAACGAAACAAAAAUGAUAAAAAUUUUCUUUCUUAUAAAGAAAUAUCUAGGUCGUUUGAAAAGGAAUGUAAUACAGCAAAAAAUCACUAUUAUAGACAAAUAUCUGUUAAUAUAAGUACAAAAUCAAAGAGAUGGUGGACACUUGUCAAACAUUCUUUAGGUCGUACUAGUAAAUCAUUAAUUCCUCCUAUUCGAUCUUCCUCGGACAAACUUGUAAGUAAACCCAAUGAGAAAGCUGAUGUUCUAAACGACCAUUUUGCUUCUAUGUGUACGAUGAAUAGUGGGAUGGUUAUUGACAUACCCAAACCAAUUAAGACUAGUAAGACUAUGAUGUAA